This is a messenger RNA of Penicillium longicatenatum, 186 nucleotides long. RefSeq lists its product as uncharacterized. The record is from RefSeq and is a predicted model, not a curated record. NCBI's taxonomy places the organism in Eukaryota, Fungi, Ascomycota, Eurotiomycetes, Eurotiales, Aspergillaceae. The coding region runs from base 1 to 186 and encodes 61 amino acids. The transcript has a single exon.
AUGCACAAGGAGCACAGUAUUUGGCAAGGGGCUCAUUUGGCACCUUGGAAAGAUGAAACCACCUCUAACUGGUACAAAACGAUCUCCCAGAGUCCAGCAGAUGCUCUAAUUGAGGCUGAUGCUUGUGGGCAUAUCUACUCAUCGACCGAUCUACACUUCUCGCUCAAACCAUUUGCCAGAGUGUAG